This is a messenger RNA of Sphaerulina musiva SO2202, 1324 nucleotides long. RefSeq lists its product as uncharacterized. NCBI's taxonomy places the organism in Eukaryota, Fungi, Ascomycota, Dothideomycetes, Mycosphaerellales, Mycosphaerellaceae. The transcript has a single exon. The coding region runs from base 126 to 1250 and encodes 374 amino acids. The record is from RefSeq and is a predicted model, not a curated record.
GAUCGAUGAAGAGCCCGUUCGCGCGAGCAGGGCAGUCGCAGUGGUGCCUGGUCGCUACUACCCGACAACAGUGACGUGACUGACAUAAUCAGCGACCUACCCAUCCCUUCCAUCCUCGGACCUUCAUGGCGUCCACAUUCGUAUCCAAGUCCCGACGAGUGCGCUUCGAGUUGACCCUGCGCAUCGAAGACCUCAACAACGUGCCCCUGGUCUCCGGCUCGUCCUUUGUCAAAUGGCACAUUCCCUCCUCCAACGCCGCUGAGCACCGCGGACGGACCAACAAAUGCGCCAUCCGCGACCAUCGCGUGCAGUACCAGUAUGAGAAACAGACGGCCGUACGCCUGACUGUCGGCAAGGAUGGCAUGCUGCAGGACUGCCCGAUUCAUUUUGAGGUGCAGCAGGAAUAUUCCUCGGGCGGUCGAGGUGAGCGGAUUAAGCUAGGUGAUGUCCAUCUCAAUUUGGCCGAGUAUGUGGACACAGCGCUCGACGUACCUGCGAGUCCUGUUGCUGGUGGUGGUCGCGACGCUGCUGCUGCUGCAACGGCGGCGGCUGAGCACCACGAUGAAGGCAUUACGAGGCGAUACUUGAUGCAAGAGUCCAAGAUCAACAGUACACUCAAAAUCGGCAUUCACAUGCGUCAGACCGAGGGGACUCGUGACUACUAUGCUCCAGCUCUACGCACGGCGCCUGUCUUUGGCGGUAUUGCGGGUAUCAUUUCGUCCGCGGACCCCACUGCUGGCGGUGGCAGUACGCCGCAAGAUCACCCGGAAAGCACGCAGGAGUCGAUUCCUCCGAGUUUCAAUGCGAAUAAUAAAGAGAUGGGGGAAUCGCAGGACAUGUAUCGUCGUACGUUGGCGGCAUUCUGGACUUCUCAGCCUGGUGAGCUGCGAGCAGAUGAUUGCAUUGAAGACAUCUUUUCGGGCGGCGAUGGCUGGGGGAAGGAAGGUCGGCCACGCGUAGAGACGGAGUCGAGUAGCCAUCAGCCUGGCAGUGCGGAUACGACACCGAACGGCAAUCAUCAUCUUCAUCACCACGAUGGGAUGUCGAGGGAUACAACAGCUUCUGGGAGCAGGUCGGGCAAUAAUGCGGAAAGGGGUGCUGCGACACAUGGACACGGACAUGGACAUGGUCACAGGAGAAAUUUCGAUGGAAGUCGAAGACUGGAUAAAAGCUUGAGAAAGGCGCCAGGAGAGCUGGACGAGAUGGAUGUGCGUGAGGAUCUCGUCAGUUGGAACAUUGGGGUGAAGUGAAGCUAUCUGGCGCCGAGCUCGCAAGACCUACUUUAUAGUCAUUAUAAUCCUCUUUGCACAGUACAAGAGUUUAU